UUCUUUUUAUUUCACCCCGUUUAAUUUCUCCCGCGGCGCACUUUAUUUUAUACAGCCGAACUUCCCAAUAUUUUCCAACGCGACGCUAACGUGCGCACUUCACUCCCUCUGACGAAUCCAUUAACGCCAUCGCGGUGGAGCUCCGCCGCACACAGAUUUUAUCGAUUGAGGACUUAGAGUAGAGGGAGGCCAUUGGCAGAAGGUAUAGAGGAGCUUAAUCCUUGGCAGAAGCUUAUCGAGGAUUUGAAUUUUGCGAAAUUUUGAAUUGUUAAAGUUUGUGAUUGUCUGCGAUUUGAUGGGUGUUGGGAUUUCUAGGCGUGGCUUCAAUUUUUGAUAAUUGUGGCUGAAUUGCUUUAAGGCGAGGUGCAUGUGAAUCAUGAGCUUUAAUUUUUUGACAAUAGAGAAGUGGAAAGUGAUGAUUGGUUUCCCUGAUUUGGGCACUGAAGCUGGAUUAGGGUUACGAAAGACUGUGUUUUUGUAAAAAGAUAUGGUUGACAAAAUGGAUGGGGAGGACAAGAAGUCCGGCUUUAAGAAAAGAUCAAAAUUUCUUGAGGCGAAUAUGGUUGAUUCUGAUGAUGAUGAGCCAAUUGGGUCACUGUUGAAGUUAAAGAGGCAGAGAAACCCUAAGAAGGUUAAGCCGCGGUCAGAGGGUGGCGGCGAAAGGGGCCAGAAGAUUGAGGACGAAGAAGAGUAUUUGGGGGGGCUGGAUGAUACCUUGGCAAGUUUGAGGAAGAAGUUGAAGGGUCCUAAGAAAGAUUCUGGGACUGGAACUAUGAGGGGGAGGAGUUUUGAUUUGGAUGGUGUACAGUCUUUGGAUCGGUCCUCUAAUGGGCAUGUGGAUGACGGGGGAUUAGAUGCAAAAUCGGUGUCAAGAGUUUUAGAGAAAGGCCCUGUCAUGGGUGAUGAUGGAUCUGAUGUGACUAUCGAUAUAGGGGUAGAAAACAAGCUUAAUGGAAAUGUAAGGGGAAAGAGACCCAAGAUUUCUAGGUCUAUGAGAUUUGGGGAAGGUUCUAAUAGCUCUUUGGAUCAUCAUCUGAGAGAUUCAUUACCAGCAUUUUCCCGGAAGUCACAAUCUGGUUUGGUAAUGAAUUCUCGUGCCUCUUCACGUCCAAAGGAGAAGAGUGGUUCUAAGGUUUUGGAGGAAGGGUUGAAACCUAGUGUGGAUGGUGUUGCACAAAACACGCCUUUAUCUGAUUCAAAUUCAUUGGAUUCAGCCUCUGAUCAUUGUAAGGCAGAUGAAAGUCAAAGUUUUGAUUACAGAUUAUGUCAAGCCUCUAACCUCCACAGGGAGAAUCAAGAGACAUUCAAUGAUAAAAAGCAUAAAAGGCCUUACAAAAUCGUUGCAGAAGAUCGAGCUCCUGUCUACUCACAUUCAGGAUUUGAUUCCAAAUUGAUUAACAAUGAAGCCAUAGUGGCUCCUUCUGGUUCAAAUUUUCAAGAGGGACCAUGCAGCUCAGAUGAAGUUAAUGAUGGAGACAGCAAACAUUUGACACAGCAAAUGCGAACUUUUGAGGAUGGAUUGAAGCACUGCUCUAUAGGAGGUUCCAUUCAGUCCAAGGAUGUUUUGGGUAGAUGCACCUCAGCUGCAGACUGUGAAACCUCUUCUCCAGCUGGGAAAGGAAUUAUGCGGCCUCAUUGUAAUGAUGAUCUUCUGGAUAAGUCAUGUGAAAAUACGUUGGAGGACAAACAUUUGGUGUCCUCCUUACAUCUACAACAGAACUCCUUGACAUGCCAUGUGAAGGUUGAGGAUGAGCUUGAUUCUGACAGAUGUCCAAACUUUUCCCAGCAUACUCAACAUCAGUUGUUGAACUUUGCCUCAAACACUGUGGGGAUGGAAGACACUCACAGUAAUUGUAAUGGUCUAAUUACUUACACUAAGAAUCCUGGGCUUGCUUCUGGUCCUUUACAGGAGAAAAAUGAUGUUCCAAUUCAUGAUCAUCUUAUCACUUGUGAAGAGGCUGAUGAAAAUGAGAGUUGCCCAGAAGACACAGUAUCUCUACCAGAUGUUGAAAACAAAAGCACUAAGCUAUCAGCUAUCCAGCGUGUGGGGCGCAAUGUUAGAAAGCGUAGGCAUGGAGACAUGGCUUAUGAGGGGGAUGCUGAUUGGGACGUAUUGAUAAAUGAUCAAGGUUCAGAUGGUGACAAUUCAUUUAGAAUGAGAGUGAAGUUUGAUUCCUCUUCAAGUAUUGGUACAGAGUCUGAAAGUGGUGAGGCUGCAGCAGUGUCUGCUGGUCUUAAAGCCAAUGCAGUCGGUCCUGUUGAGAAGAUCAAAUUCAAAGAGAUUUUGAAGCGCAGAGGUGGGGUUCAGGACUAUUUGGAAUGCAGGAAUCAGAUCCUUGCUCUGUGGAAUAAAGAUGUUAGUCGAAUUUUGCCUCUUACUGAUUGUGGGGUAACAGAUACUUCUUGUGCGGAUGAUUCACCUCGUGCUUCCCUAAUUAAGGAUAUUUAUGCAUUCCUUGAUCUCAGUGGCUAUAUAAAUAUUGGAAUUGCUCGUGAGAAGGAUAAAGCAGAACCUGGUUCCAAGCAUGACUAUAAAAUUUUGAGAGAAAAAAAUUUCGAGGAAAUUUCUGGGGUUUCAGUUGCUGAUUCAGAGGAUGGAGUUUCCUUUAUCAUAGGCCAGGUUAAGAGUUCUAAAACUAAAAUUGAUGUGAAGAGUGGUGUCAUAAUCAAAAGCAACAACUCGACGCAGGGAGUCUCAAGAGACAAUGAGCUUGUUACUACAGUGGCAUUGGAAUUAUCCAAUGCAACAAACCAUGCUGAGUGCAAGGCAGAUCACCUGGAAAACACAAGUGUUGAUGCAAGGUUACAAAGUAAAUUGGACAAUAUGGAUGUUUCAAGUAGUGUUCCAAUUGGUGAGACAUUGGGUGAUGGAGGCAUCCCUCUUGUAACUCCAGAGUUAAAGAAUGUAUCACAUAGUACUCAGUGUGCAUCGCAAGAUCAUGCAGUGAGAAAUAAUAAUCUGCAAUGCGGUCUGGAAGUCAAAAAGAAAAUCAUUGUCAUAGGUGCUGGUCCUGCUGGAUUAACUGCUGCACGCCACUUGCAACGUCAGGGCUUUUCAGUCACUAUAUUGGAAGCUAGGAGUAGGAUAGGGGGCCGUGUUUAUACAGACAGGUCAUCUCUAUCAGUUCCUGUGGAUCUUGGUGCUAGCAUUAUAACUGGUGUUGAGGCUGAUUGGGCAACUGAAAGACGACCAGACCCCUCCUCUUUGGUUUGUGCUCAGCUGGGCCUUGAGUUGACUGUCUUAAACAGUGAUUGCCCUCUUUAUGACAUUGCAACAGGUGAAAAGGUUCCUGCAGAUCUGGAUGAAGCAUUGGAAGCAGAGUUCAACAGCCUUCUCGAUGACAUGGUAUUGCUUGUUGCAAAGGAGGGAGAACAGACAAGAUUGUCCCUCGAGGAAGGUUUGGAAUAUGCCCUCAAGAGGCGUCGUAUGGCAAAAACAGGGACUAGUAUUGAAGCGAAAGAACUGAAUGGUUUAAUGGAUGGUUUCAUUGAUGCCAAAAAAAGUAUUGAUAGAGCUGAAGAAAGUUGUCAAAAGCAAGAGGUUUUGAGCCCUCUUGAGAGGAGGGUCAUGGAUUGGCAUUUUGCCAAUUUGGAAUAUGGUUGUGCUACUCUGCUGAAGGAGGUAUCUCUCCCCAACUGGAACCAGGAUGAUGUUUAUGGUGGCUUUGGAGGAGCUCACUGCAUGAUUAAGGGGGGUUAUAGCACUGUUAUUGAGUCUCUUGGAGAAGGACUUCAAAUUCGCUUGAAUCAUGUAGUAACUGAUGUUUCAUAUGGCACCAAGGAUGCUGGAUUGAAUACUAACCCGGGUAACAAAGUCAAGGUUUCCACAUCUAAUGGCAACGAUUUUUCGGGAGAUGCAGUCUUGGUAACAGUACCUCUUGGUUGCUUAAAAGCAGAAACUAUCAAAUUUUCCCCACCGUUACCCCACUGGAAACAUUCUUCCAUCCUGCGACUUGGGUUUGGAGUUCUUAAUAAAGUAGUUUUGGAAUUUCCGGAUGUCUUUUGGGAUGACUCUGUGGAUUACUUUGGAGCAACUGCUGAGGAAACAGACCUGAGGGGCCAGUGCUUUAUGUUCUGGAAUGAGAAAACCGUUGGGGCUCCUGUUCUUAUAGCUUUAGUGGUUGGUAAGGCAGCUAUAGAUGGGCAAAAGAUGAGCCCUUCUGAACAUGUUAACCAUGCUUUAGCGGUACUUCGUAAAUUGUUUGGAGAGGCUUCAGUACCUGAUCCUGUUGCAUCAGUUGUGACAGAUUGGGGUAGGGAUCCUUUCAGCUAUGGUGCCUACUCAUAUGUUGCUGUUGGAGCUUCGGGGGAAGAUUAUGAUAUACUAGGGAGACCUGUUGAGAACUGCCUAUUUUUUGCUGGUGAAGCUACCUGCAAGGAGCAUCCUGACACUGUUGGUGGUGCGAUGAUGAGUGGCCUUCGGGAGGCAGUGCGUAUAAUUGACAUACUUACUACUGGAAAUGAUUACACAGCAGAAGCAGAGGCAAUUGCGGGCAUUCAGAGACAAUCAGAUUCUGAAAGGGAUGAAGUUAGAGACAUGACAAGGAGACUUGAUGCAGUUGAACUUUCAAAUGUCCUUUACAAGAACAAGGAGGCCCUACUCCAGGACAUGUUCUUUAAUGCAAAGACCACUAAAGGAAGGUUGCAUCUGGCCAAAGAGUUAUUAAGUCUUCCCGCUGAAACGUUGAAGUCCUUUGCUGGCACCAAAGAAGGGCUGACUAUUCUCAACUUGUGGAUACUGGACUCGAUGGGGAAGGCUGGGACUCAACUCUUGCGGCAUUGUGUUCGGCUCCUUGUGCUUGUUUCAACAGACCUACUGGCUGUGCGCUUGUCUGGCAUUGGGAAGACUGUAAGAGAAAAAGUUUGUGUACAUACGAGCCGUGAUAUACGUGCCAUAGCAAGUCAGCUGGUUAAUGUGUGGCUUGAAGUUUUUCGCAAGGAAAAAGCUUCCAAUGGUGCAUUGAAGUUGUCAAGGCAAGCAACUGCUGCAGAUGCAUGGAAGAGAAAAACAAUUAGAGAUCCAUCUUCUAGUAAGCCACCUCUACACACAUUUCAUUGUGGUUUGGAGCACAAAGGAAGCUUACAGGAUUCAGCAUCCACCGCAAGCCAUUUGCCUUUGAAUGCAAAUGGCAGGCCACAUUCUGAGCUAAAGGAGAUUGACGUUGCUGUGACAGAAGCAGAACGAGCUGCCAUUGCUGCUGCUGAAGCAGCCCGUGCAGCAGCACUUGCAGCUGCCGAGGCAUAUGCAUCUUCAGAAGCCAAGAGCAGUACACUGCUUCAGCUUCCCAAGAUUCCCUCAUUUCAUAAGUUUGCUCGACGGGAGCAGUACCCUCAAAUGGAUGAGUAUGAUUUGAGGAGGAAGUGGUCUGGUGGUGUUUUGGGUAGACAAGAUUGUGUAUCAGAAAUAGACUCCAGGAACUGCAAAGUUAGGGACUGGUCAGUUGAUUUCUCUGCUGCUUGCGUCAAUAUUGAUAGUUCAAGAAUGUCAGUCGAUAACCUCUCGCAGCGGAGCAAUCCAAAUGAGACUGCUAGUCAAACGAAUUUCAGAGAGCACUCAGGAGAGAGUGCUGCUGUCGACAGCAGUAUUUAUACAAGAGCAUGGGUUGAUACAGCUGGUAGUGCCGGGAUAAAGGAUUAUCAUGCCAUUGAGAUGUGGCAAUCUCAAGCAGCUGCAGCAGACCCUGAUUUUUUCCAUUCAGCACCAUAUAUAAAUGACGAGGAAGAUUCAAAUACGACUUCGAGAAAACACAGCUGGAAGAAUGAAGGACCUGUAAAUGAGAGCUCUGUUUCCCAAGUUACCAUGAACAAGGAGUCGUUAAAAAGUCAUCAUCGAGGAGCAGAUAAUAUUAAGCAGGCUGUUGUCGAUUAUGUGGCUUCAUUGCUUAUGCCCCUUUAUAAAGCUAAAAAAAUAGAUAGAGAGGGAUACAAGUCAAUCAUGAAGAAAAGUGCUACCAAGGUCAUGGAGCUGGCCACAGACUCAGAAAAAGCAAUGGCUGUUUCUGAGUUUCUUGAUUUCAAGCGCAGGAACAAGAUCCGUGCAUUUGUGGAUACAUUGAUUGAGAGGCACAUGGCAGCAAAGCCCACAAUGAAAUCUUGAUGGUCCCUUGGGUUGAUUGGCCUGUGUUUGUGCAUGGACUUCUGUAGUUCCUGGAUGAAUUUACAGAGUAAGCUUGGAAGUGGUGGCUCACAGAUAGAAUCAAAUCGGAUCUUCUUAAUGGAACUGCCAACAAGCACUUCAGUGAUUUAGAAGGAGCAAUGGUAGAAAGGGCACGUUUGUUGCCUGUUGAACCGGGCAUCGUGAAAUGCGAUUAUGUUUGGUCAGUGCAACAGGGACAACCAUUUUGGAUGCAAAUGGAAGUAUAAUGAAUUCUCUCAAAGCAGGUUGCUUUGUCCGUUUCAAUUACAUGCAUCAACUUGGUAUGGAGAUGAUAGCAGAUUGCACGAAGAAGUUGGCUUGUCAUAUCCUAUUUUUCAUUCAGGGAUCCUCAACGAGGAGAAACUAAUUCCUGACUUUUUUCUUUUAUCAUUAUUUCCUAUGUGUACAGAGUAGGAUUGUGUUAGUCAACAAGAAUACAGAACAUUUUUCCAUGGUGGCCAAAGUACUUUAAUCUGAUAUGGUUACUCUUUUGGUUAUACAGAAACCACUAACUUCAUAUUUCCUCUCCAUUAAAUUGAACGGAGUUGCAUAUUUCUCUAUUGGCAGACAAAGGGAUGAAAUAUGUGCUUUCUGAA
Molecule: messenger RNA, 6732 nt
Organism: Malus domestica (apple)
Lineage: Eukaryota; Viridiplantae; Streptophyta; Magnoliopsida; Rosales; Rosaceae
Source: RefSeq, a predicted model, not a curated record